Messenger RNA from Theobroma umbraticum, 806 nucleotides. NCBI's taxonomy places the organism in Eukaryota, Viridiplantae, Streptophyta, Magnoliopsida, Malvales, Malvaceae. The record is from RefSeq and is a predicted model, not a curated record.
AACAAAAUUCCAGAUUCUUUAUUUCUUUCGUUCUCAACUAAUCCACCUCCCCCAAUAAUAAUAUAAACAAUUCACUAAGCGCCAAAAUUUACCAGUCCACUAGUGGGCCCAUUCUCGUUGGCGGACCCAGUGACUGCCUUCCGUGGCCCCUUCCAUUUUUCGUUUUUCCUCAUUUUGUUAUUUCGCUGAAGCGUGGUCGCCCGAGGCAGCUGGAGGGAGGCUUUGACGAAUCGAGAUCAAGCUCCUCAUAGAUCCAAAGCUGUUUUUAAGGCACAAACAAGAAAGAAAAGGACAUGGACGAGGUGAUGACGGCAGCUGAUGCGACCUCAUCCAGAGGCAGCGAAUCGACGUCGUUUGCGUUGUCUCCGUCGUCGAAUCUGCUUCCGAACAACCUCCCUCUUAUCACGGCCUUCCUCGCCUUCGCUCUUGCUCAGUUCCUCAAACUCUUCACCAAUUGGUUUAAAGAAAGGCGAUGGGAUUCUAAGAGAAUGCUUGAUUCAGGUGGUAUGCCAUCAUCUCAUUCUGCAACUGUGACAGCUCUAGCAGUUGCUAUAGGUCUACAGGAUGGGACAGGAGGACCAGCUUUUGCAAUUGCAGUGGUCUUGGCAUGUGUUGUGAUGUAUGAUGCCUCAGGUGUCCGACUUCAUGCUGGCCGUCAAGCUGAACUGCUGAAUCAAAUUGUGUGUGAGUUUCCCCCUGAACACCCAUUAUCUAGUGUGAGGCCUCUGCGUGAAUUACUUGGGCAUACACCACUCCAGGUCUGCUUCUCUCUACACUGUACAAAUAGCUAAAAUAACUACUGUCUA